Eurytemora carolleeae is the source of this 897-nucleotide messenger RNA. RefSeq names its product PDF receptor. Gene Ontology annotation, biological process: adenylate cyclase-modulating G protein-coupled receptor signaling pathway; cell surface receptor signaling pathway. Lineage: Eukaryota; Metazoa; Arthropoda; Copepoda; Calanoida; Temoridae. Gene Ontology annotation, molecular function: G protein-coupled peptide receptor activity. The transcript has 10 exons. Bases 4 to 897 code for a protein of 297 amino acids. The record is from RefSeq and is a predicted model, not a curated record. Gene Ontology annotation, cellular component: plasma membrane.
AAAAUGUACUCUAAUGGAACUUGUGAGGACAAUUCUGCAGUUGCUGAAGGUUUUUGUGGUUGGUUUCAUGACUCUAUUGUUUGCUGGCCCCCGACACCAGCUGGUAGCAAAGCUUACCACGCAUGCGCAGAUAUUCAAGAUCUUCAGGAGCCUUGUCAUACCGGCAAAGCAUUUAGGUUUUGCGAUGACUCCGGAUUUUGGGAUGAACUUGCCGACUAUUCAGCCUGUCUACCACAACAAGAGAAGGAUAGGGGGGCUAUGCCCAGUAUUGUAGCUUAUCUUUACUUCAGUUUAUCCCUGAUGUCCCUGGUUCUUCUAAUGGUUUGCAUGUAUAUCUUUAUCAUGUUCAGAUCUCUUCAAUGUCCCCGGCUGACUGUCCAUAAGCACCUGGUGGCGAGCUUAUUACUGUUCUAUAUCUCCCUGCUGGUCUACCUAGAACCAUACAUCACCAAGAGAAAACUGGGACCAGACUACAGAGAAUAUCCCUGGUUCUGUAAGUUUAUCCUGGUCCUGCAGGUGUACAGUCAAAUGGCUUCAACUAAUUGGUUGUUUAACGAAGGGUUCUAUCUUCACUCAAGAAUUACUGUCCAGAUCUUUAAUUCAGAAGCUCCAGUCAUACUUUUCAACAUUGUUGGAUGGGUGAUGCCUCUUGGCUGGGUGAUGGUAUGGGCUGGUAUGAUGGAAUCUGAGCUAGCUGAGGUAGAUUGUACCUUAGACUGCUGGGCUGGAUGGUCUAAUUCACCCUACAUCUGGCUUCUUACUGCUCCCAUGAUGUCAGCAUAUUUUGUGAAUCUACUGUUUUUGUUGAAUAUUGUUCGAAUUCUGGUUUCUAAACUUCAAGCUAACAGUACGCCUGAGGUCGAUCAAGUCAGGUUAGUUUUCCUACAGGUCUUUUAA